Triplophysa dalaica is the source of this 6441-nucleotide messenger RNA. RefSeq names its product zinc finger protein 618 (gene znf618). Bases 1914 to 4406 code for a protein of 830 amino acids. The transcript is spliced from 13 exons. Gene Ontology annotation, molecular function: protein dimerization activity. Lineage: Eukaryota; Metazoa; Chordata; Actinopteri; Cypriniformes; Nemacheilidae. The record is from RefSeq and is a predicted model, not a curated record.
AGACAGAUGAGUUUAUAUUCGAUUAAAUUAGACCGCAAAUGUCGUUUGAGGUUUUCGGAGAGAAAUUGGCGCCCCCUGUCGGCAGAUAUUUAAAAAAAAUUAGGAAAUUACAAUUUAUUUUGCUUCUAGGGAUGUUUUUCUUUCAGAUGAGCUCGUUUUCCAGUUUAUGCGUUUGCGUGCUUUUAAAUAUAUGGCUUUUGUGUGAUUUAGAUUUGUGAAUCUGAUGAAAAUAAAAGACCAUUUAGAAUUCUGACAUUAUGACAGUCGUUUAUUGAGAUUUUCAGCUCAACCUCAGAUAUUAUACUGAUCAAUCACAGCUGACAGCUCGGGGAAAAUAAAUGCUGUUUUGUGUGUUUUGGACAGAAAUUGAAGCAGUCAUCAUGUGUAAAUGUGUCUGAAUGAGGGAAGUGAGAUGAGGUUCUUCCCAAAUAACUGUAAAUCAUCUCUAGUGCUGUUGCAUACUAACAUACUACUCUUUUCUGUUCCUGCAGUGGCUAGUGUGUACUGUGCCCAGUAAGCAAAUGUUGUGUAUGUGAAGCUACCCGGAUGACAUUUUCUUAAGUGUGCAGUGUAUAACAGAGCUCACUGCAUGAAACUCUUCCUCCGUUUAAUUUCAAGUGUGAUAAAUUCACGGCAAGUAAAUACAGCUGGAUUAUUUCAGCCGAACGCCAACUGUUCACACAUUUUCUCCCAAUGAGAAAGAACUAUUACAGAAAUCAUAACAACUGGAUUUUACAUACGUGAAGUGGGAUGAGGUGAUAUAGUCUGCUAUGCAUUAAUUUUUUUUAGCACAUACACUAGUGCUUUACCUCGCAUAUAAAAUCUGACAGUGUUUGUUAUUCAAUAAGUAGAUAAAAGGGACUGAGAAUAUUUUGUGAUGAAAGAAAAGAUAAAAGCAGAGUGAUCUCAUCUGUUUACCUUCAGUCUUGUUUAGCUCCUCUGGGCAGGCGGAGGUGCAUCAGCACAGAGACGAUGACCGCUUUUGCAAUUUUUAUGCUGACCUUUACAUUUAUCUGAAUUUCAGUGGCCGAAAAUUUGACGACAGCUCUUUUUAAUCUGAUCAAGUCCAGCGAGGUCUGGAAAAUCAAUUCGGUGCUGUGAAUAAAUGUUUAUGUAUGGUUGUGUAAACGCCUGAGAGCAAGAAUUAUAUUCGCUAUAGAUGCUUUGACAUUAAUUAUUAGAAAUUGCCAAUCGCAGUCAUUUACUUCUUGUGUAAUUGUGUUUGAAAACCGUGUUUCUCAUGCCCUACACACAGUGUUUCAUUAGCAAUGAUAUCAUCAGCACAGCAAAUUGAAUGGAAAGGUCAAUUGAAGCGUUUACGAAUUUCAGAGUGUUUUCUGUAUUUUGCUGUGAUGACAGGAGCACUCGAGUAGAGUUAGCAUGAACCUGAUGACCCGUGCUAUCCCAGCAUGCUUUGAGAAAAUAAAGCAUUUGGUGCGCUUCAGUGGAGGCAAGAAAAUCUGACCUUUCAGAAUAGAAGUGAUCGCUGACCGCUUCAUUAGUGACUUAAAAAAUGCUGCAGAAUCUUAAAUAUGAAGUGUUUUUUUAUAUCUUAAAACAGAAAAGCUGUUCUCUUCAUGAUGAGCAUCACUGAGAUUUUGUCAAAGCAGUAGCUCAAAUAUGUUUUUGAUGUUGGCAGUUUCACAUUUAGAUCUUUUUCUCGGUCAGGGCUGUUCUGUCCAAACACAACCCCCUCAGUGUUCCUGUCUAUAAUCCAAAAGUAGAAUUUUCAUGGAAAUUUUCAAAAGCUCACCUUUUGUGUAAUAAAUUUGGGGAUUUUCCAUGCGAGGGGUCCGGAUCGGGACGGACUCUUGUUCGGCUGUUUUUAGAGAAGGAUUCGGGGAGGGAGAGAAGAUUUGAAGACAGCGGUUGAGCUCUGCACCGGGAGUUGAUUUUGCUCUUGCCGAGCAGUCAUGAGCUGUCAGGAGGUGCCCAACCCGAGUCAGGAGCCGAAGGAUGCGCCCGUGGCGUCCACAGAGGCGGGAGCCACACAAGCUGUGCCAACGACCUCCCCAAAACCUCAGACGGUGACGGUGAAGACUGAGGUGGUGUCUCCCGGUGAGUCCCUGGCCAGUAAUGGCAAAGCCAGUGACGGAAACCUGCCUGCUGAAAUCUGUGUGGUUUUAGGAAGCUCGCGCAACUCGCAAACUCAAGGUUCUUAUAUUUGUGGAGUCUGUGGAAAGAAGUACAAAUACUACAACUGCUUUCAGACGCAUGUACGAGCUCACUCAGAGACGGAGGGGACGGCGUCAGGCGAGGGAGUGCCAAUAGGGAUCAAUAGUUCUUUUCGCUAUACGUGUGAUGUAUGUGGGAAAAAAUACAAGUACUACAGCUGUUUUCAAGAGCACAGAGACCUCCACGCUGUUGAUGAUCCAUACGAUCAUGUCAUCCCCGUGGAAGAUCUUAAAGAGGAGACGGAAACUUUCCAGAAAAUGGGACCAAAAACGGGAAGUUAUACAUGCGAGUAUUGUGGAAAACAGUACAAGUACUUCAACCCGUAUCAGGAACACGUGGCUCUUCACGCUCCCAUGAAGGGAACUUUUGGCCUUAAACUGGAAGGGAAGUUAUCUGGACAGUCCGGCCAAUCUAGUCGUGCAGACAUCAACAAUUCUCAGAACUCUAGUGAUACUCCAACCAGCCGGGUGUACAGCUCACUAUCCAGCCCUCAGAAAACCUACACGUGUGGAGCCUGUGGAAUUCAGUUCCAGUUCUACAACAACCUUCUGGAGCACAUGCAGUCCCACGCCGCAGACAAUGAGAACCAUGUCAAAGAAGAUUCUCCUAAACCCUGCCAGACAUCCACAGUCACACAAGAGCAGAUGUGGAAAUCUCCUCCGCCGGCACAGCCCAGAAACCACGUCCCCUCAUUCCCAGAAACCAGAUUAAUCCCAGAAAAAGAGAGGCAACAGGUGGCAGAGCGCUUGCUUAGAGUCAUGUGCGUGGACCUCGGACUGCUUGGUGUUCUCAGCAGUAAAGACUUCCUCAAACUGGCUCAGACCCUGGUGGACACCGGAUCCCGCAACGGCGCCUACUCCAUCCGCGAAGCCCUGGGAGACAUGAGCUCGCUGGCUCUAAAGCAGCUUCCCCGUAUGUACAAUCAGGUCAAAGUGAAAGUCACCUGUGCCCUGGGCUCCAACUCUUCGCUGGGCAUCGCUGUAACCUGUCAUUCGCAGACCGUAGGACCCGACUGUUGCUAUCUGCUAACGGCGUAUCAAGUGGAGGGUGUGCGACUGCGGCGCUACGUGCUGGGACUGAAAGAGGCCUCUCUGAGGGAGGGUCCCGAGCAGAUACACCACUGGGUCCAGAACGUUCUGUCCGAGUUCGUCAUGUCGGAAAUUCGCACAGUCUACGUUACGGAGCCGCGCCUGUCUUCGCUAGCCUUCUGCAGUCGCAGCGGAGUGAGCCUCCGGUGCACGGGUUGCUCUCUGACGGUCACGGUUCAGGCCGUUCUUGGCCGCCGAAGCCUGCAAGCGCGAGGGCUCCACGAACUAGGUGAGCUGCUGGCUACGUGCCGCGACAUCGCCGCGACUACCAGCUUUACCCGCGAGGGGAAACCCGCAGAGGAAGCGUCUGCUCCGCCCUGCUGGGAUCCGGUCGCAGAGGCCCUGCUCAAGGUUCACGAAAACUUUGAGGCCACCUGCGAAGCGUAUGGCCGGUCCAAGAGCACGGUGCUGCUCCUGCAGGGCCUCAACAAGCACCUCCUCGGCACGCUCGCGUGUCUGCUCGCGCCGCUACGACAGGCGGCUCUAGAGCUCAGUGCGGAACGCUGCCCCACGCUGCAGCUCGUACUUCCCGUCUACCUCCGUCUAGAAAAACUUUUCACCUCGAAAGCCGGCGAAGCCGGCGCCGGCAGUAAGCUGUGUCACUACUUCCUUGAGGCCCUGAAGGAGAACUUCAAAGUGGAGCGUGUCCAUCAAGUGGCUAUGAUUCUGGACCCUCAACUGAAGCUUCGGUCGGUCCCGGCGUAUCAGCACGAGGACAUCAUCUCGCGGGUGUGCGACAUGGCCGCCAAUAUGAGGGAAGCAGGAGGCGGCGGAUCUGGAGGGGCGGCCGUGGACGAACGGGACUCCGACGGACCUUCGGCGCCUAAGCGCGGACGCGUGGACUGCGGGUUGGAGAGGCCGUCGUGCAGCCCCGAAGAGCCUCAGGUACGAAAAGAGCUUUUCCAGUACCUCGGCGAACCACUGUUCAAUGGCACGGGUGACCUGCUGCAGUACUGGAGUUCGGUCAUGGACCGGUACCCGAGGCUGUCGAAGCUGGCGCUGUGGCUGCUGGCCGUACCGGCUGUGGCCGUGCACGGAGAAUGCAUGAACAUCUGCGAGCAGACCUUAGCCAUGAAGAGGAAGCAGCAGGUCAGCGCGGAGGAGAUGAACAAACUGGUCUUCCUCAAGAGUAACUUUGCUUGAGGCGACUCAGGGCUUUCCGUUAUUGGCACCAUAGACUGUUUGAAAUGAAAUCCGGUUCCGUUUUAAACCGGACGGUCAUUCAUCCCUUCCAAAAAUCCUACCGAUGGGUCACACGAUAGACGUUCACGAAGAAAGACACGGUGACAAUUGAUCGACAAAUGUCUAGCUUGGCAUGGUGACACCAUGAAAAAUCUCUCUGCUCCCACAGAUGCAGACCUGUGGUGUUAACGUGUCCACGUACAUGAAAGAAAGCCAAUAGUUUGCUGUUCGUCCAUCCCUCAUAAAUUGCAGUCAUUGAAUUGUUUAUCAAUGAAAACUUCAUUAAGCCAAGGUAAAAAUGGGGCACAUCGAAAAAGCCAUUUUUUUCGUUCGGUUUUGCAACUACGCCUUUACGAAAAUCACAAAAACAGUGCUUGUUGUGACAGCUGGAAUACCUCUCGUCAGCGGUUUAGCAGCGGGCAGACUGUAUGUGAGCCCCUUGCGCCCUGAUCCACUGAUCUCAGUUAACCUCUUUCAUUGUGGUGAACCUUCAGAAGAACUCUGCUUUCCAAUAAUUUAUUAUACAGUACGUUUCUUUCGUCUUCACAAUAGCGUUGCAAUAACGUGUUGCGUAGCACAGGUUACACUUUCAAGAAAAAACACCUCACACCUUUUGUAGCAGCCCGUGUUUUACAUUUCAGCUCCUUCUGCAAUACCUAUCAGCUACUGGUUUUGAUCUUCAUUAAUAUUGGCUUUGAGAAGUGUACUGAUUUCUGAAGGUGUGCGGAGUUCGGGUCAUGUUGAUAUGAAAAUGAUCUCAUGUCUCUCUUUCUGAAAAAGUGGCAAUAGGCUCUGAAGUGUUGAAGUGGUCUCUCACUGUACAAACCUCGGUGAACAGAGGAAGCUUACUGCAGAGUUGAACUUUGAGAAUCUACUAUUUCAUUAUUUAUGCACUGGAUUUCUCUUAUCAGUAUUUUCCUCAUUUAUCAGCAGCUGUUUGUUCCAUUAGAGUUUAGGACCAAAGUGUCUUGUGAAUAAUCGGCAGAUUUGUAAAGUUAUUACACGCUAUUCCUGCUUCUUCAUGAAUGUUUGGGCCACGUGUGUUCCCUCCGCCCUCAAACAACGGACAUUUCCCAUCUUCUCCUCCGCUAUCCAAGAAGUGAUCUAUUUUCCAGUAGUUUUUCUGAGGAAAGAUGUGAUUAGUAUUAUAUAGUUUGUCUUGUAAUGCCUUGAACAUCGUUGUGUGAUUAUACCGAUAUGCAUGCAGACAAUAUAAGAGUUUAUAUCUUUACUGAAGCGAGAUGCUGACAGGAAUCUACGGAAGAAACUGCUGAAGAACUCGACGCAGAAGCUGUCUUGAGGACGCAUGAGGUCGGAUGUGCUUUCUCACAGCCGGGAAAAUAAUAAAACCGAUGACGACGAUCCCGGUUAGCAUGUGCAGAAAUGUUCGUAUGUAAAAAAAGGCGUUGCUAAAUCAGGCUCAGAGACAGCUACUGUUGAAUAUUGUUGUAUUUCUUUCAAACCACAAGAGGGCAGAAGUAUCUCAGAAAUCUCCAAACAUCUUACCUCUGUUUUCUAUUCAGGCAUUUCAGAUAUUUUGAUAAACUCAGUCUAUGAAUAUGACAGACUUCACGAAGGCUUUGACUUUAUUUUCCUUUCCUGGACGAACGCGCAUUUGUCUUUCGCAGAACGCAAAUGCAGCAGUUUGUGUCGACAAAUACUAAUCUGAAAGUAUAAAACACUGUUUCAAUCGCAAUUAUUUAUGGAUACAACACGGUUGUUAAUAUUCCUCCUUCUGUUCGGUUGAGAUGGGUUUUUUUCUUCCUGUUUCCGUCUUGUCUGUGUUUGUCUUUGACAGGCAUUUUUCUGAUUUUGUGUAUUGAGUUGUUUCAGCUGUAGGUCUAAUUUAUACUUUUUUAACGACACUAUUUUUAUAAACAUAUGACUGAUGAUAGAGUUUUCUCUGCUUAUCAACUGUCAGUAGGACACUGCGCUCUUCUGAGAAUCUAUUUACUCCUGUAGUAUGUGCUGUGAGAAUAAAGAUCUUCAAACAUGA